CCCUCCCGCUCCGUUCCUCCCCCCUUCCCCGAACCUUCCCCGGCUCCCCGGCUCCCUCCUGCCCCCCCGUUUUAAGCCCCGCCUUCCGACGAGCCGCCACGCGAGCGAGCGGUUGGGAAGAGGGGGGAGAGGAAGGGUUUGUCUGUCUGAUCGGGGGCGGAGCCAUGGCCGAGAACCGCAGGUUCGUGCUGCCCGGCCAGCCGCCAGAUUUCUCGCAGAUACUGCAGGAGGCUCAAAAGCGCUGGCUGCGGCCCACCGAAAUCUGCGAGAUCCUGUCCAACUACAAGCUCUUCUCCAUCGCGGCCGAGCCGCCCAACAGGCCCAUGAGUGGCUCUCUUUUUCUAUUUGACCGCAAAGUACUGAGGUACUUCAGAAAGGAUGGCCACAACUGGAGAAAGAAAAAGGACGGAAAGACUGUCAAAGAAGCUCAUGAAAAAUUAAAAGCUGGCAGCAUUGAUGUACUCCACUGCUACUAUGCCCAUGGAGAGGAGAAUGAAAACUUUCAAAGACGAACAUAUUGGCUGUUGGAAGAGGAUUUCACACAUAUUGUUCUUGUACACUACCUUGAAGUCAAGGGAUGCAAACAAAGUUUCAGUCGUGUGAAAGAAGAAUUUAUGCAGUUAUCCAAUGUCGACAGUCCUUCAUGUUCAAAUUCUAUCACUAGUCAGAACCAGAUGGGCCCACAAACCAUGGAGGCUGCUGAAAGCCCAAUAAGUAGACAAAUUUCAGAUUAUGAAGACACUGAAUCAGCAGAUAAUUUCCGAGCAAGCUCCAGAUACCACCCUCUCGCUGAGAUGCAGCAGCCUGUGGAUGGAUUCAUAACAGAAAACAUGUUUUAUGCUUCUUCUUCGACUGUUGGUAGUAGACAAGGUUAUCAUGGUGAAAUGCUGCCAACAACAGCUAACGUAGAUAAUCAUUCACUUUCUCACCAUGACAUAGCUAGAAUGUUCGGCGAUUCCAACACUGGGCUAAGCACCGUUUCCAGAAUUCUGUUUGAUUCAGUGCCAUUCAAUGAGCCCUUCACAGAUUAUUCAACUGGGUUCACAGAGCCAACACUUCAUUCUUCGUUUGCCUGCUUAGAGGCUAACAAUAUGGAUAAUAGCUCUCGUUUGCAGACAUUUACAUCUGAGGCUCUGUACACUAACCACCUCAGCAAGGAGGAAGCAGAUGCACUGAGUUUUACUGGCAUACCAUCAUCAGAGGUAAACGGAAGUAGAUGUACUGAAGGUAGCAUCAAGCAUCCACUCUUGAAGCAGUCAUCAUUAGAUCUAAUGACGAUUGAGCCUACUGGUUUGAAGAAACACGACAGCUUUUCAAGAUGGAUGAGUAAAGAACUCGAAGAAGUGGUUGAUUUGGGUAUCAAAUCCACUUCUGAUGCUUUCUGGAGUAACAUUGAGACAGUUAAGGUUCCGGAUGGUUCCAAUGUGCUGACUAAUGAACAGUUAGAUGCUUAUGUAGUGAGCCCUUCACUUUCUCAAGAUCAACUAUUCAGCAUUCUCAAUGUCUCACCAAGUUGCGUAUAUAUUGGUACAAAUACAAAGGUUUCGGUUACUGGCACAUUCUUGGUAAAUAAAGAACAUGUGGAAAAUCGUAAGUGGUCAUGUAUGUUUGGGAAUGUUGAAGUACCAGCAGAGGUUUUAACAGAUGGCACCCUACGCUGCUAUGCACCAGCAAAUCAAUUAGGAAGAGUUCCAUUUUAUGUGACCUGUUCAAACAGGGUGGCUUGUAGUGAAGUUCGAGAAUUUGAAUAUCGGGAUCCAGAAACUCAGUACAUGGAGCCUUCUCCUUCCCAAGCCAAUGGUGUAAAUGAAAUGCACCUUCAUAUUCGUCUUGAGAAGCUACUCACUUUGGGGCCAGAUGACCAUCAAGUGCAUGUUUUGAGCAGUGGGAAUGAGAAAUAUGAACUAAUAAAUGCUAUUAGUUCCUUGAUGCUUGAUGUGAAAUGGUCAGAUCAAGAAUCACCUUCUGCCAACAAAGUAGUUUCCACUGCUAGAGAUCAAAGUUUAAAGAAAUUGGUGAAAGAGAAGCUGCAUCAUUGGCUUAUCUGUAAAAUAAAUGAUGAUGGAAAGGGUCCUAAUGUUCUGUGCAAGGAAGGUCAGGGUGUAAUUCAUCUUGUAGCAGCACUGGGUUAUGAUUGGGCUAUCAGACCGAUAAUUGUUGCUGGUGUAAAUGUGAACUUUCGGGAUGCUCAUGGAUGGACUGCGCUUCACUGGGCUGCAUCUUUAGGAAGAGAGCGGACAAUUGGUGUCCUCAUAACAAAUGGAGCUGCAGCAGGUGCAUUGACAGAUCCAACUUCUGAGUUCCCUUCUGGAAGAAGUCCAGCUGAUUUAGCGUCAGUAAAUGGACACAAGGGGAUUGCUGGUUUUCUCGCAGAAUCUGCUUUGACAAGCCAUCUGUCAGCACUUACUAUUAGAGAAUCAAAGGAUAGCACUGCAGAAGUGUGUGGGCUACCAGCUGUUGAAGAUCUCACUGGCAUUAAUUCUACCCAGCUUGCUGGAGAAGAUUCUCAUGCUGAAUCACUUGAAGGUUCUUUAAGUGCUGUUCGUAAAUCCACUCAAGCUGCAGCUCGGAUAUUUCAAGCCUUCAGGGUGGAGUCUUUCCACAGAAAGAAAGUUGUGGAAUACGGAGAUGGUGAUUGUGGAUUAUCUGAUGAACGGACACUUUCGCUUGUUUCUGUUAAACCAGGACAUGAUACACAUCUGCAUUCUGCUGCUGUUCGUAUUCAGAAUAAAUUUCGUGGAUGGAAGGGAAGAAAGGAGUUUAUGAUCAUUCGCCAGAGAAUUGUCAAGUUACAGGCUCAUGUGCGAGGGCAUCAAGUAAGGAAAAGCUAUCGGAAGGUAGUCUGGUCAGUAGGUAUCGUUGAGAAAGUUAUACUGAGAUGGAGGAGAAAGAGGCCUGGAUUACGCGGAUUUCGACCUGAGAAACAACUUGAAGGUCCAUCACAAAUCCAACCUGCAAAGGCUGAGGAUGAAUAUGAUUUCUUGCACGAUGGCAGAAGGCAGGCUGAAGCCAGUCUACAGAGAGCACUUGCCCGAGUGCACUCGAUGUCGCAGUACCCAGAAGCAAGAGAGCAGUACCAUAGGCUUACAACCUGUGUUGCUGAAAUGAAACAGUCCAGGAUGAUGCAGGAUGAGAUGCUAAACGAUGCAUCUGGCGGUGAUGGGAACGAUUUCAUGGCUGGGCUGGAGGACUUGAUCUGCAUGGACGAUGCGGCUAUGCCUGCCAUUUGGUGAAGCUGAACUUGUUAGAUCAGUUAGGCAGGGAGGCCGUUGCCUUGUUACCCUAUGUCCCCAUGUCGGACUAGUUCUGUAAAUUCUUCAGCUAGCUGUUCACCUCUGACUGUUUGACUCGCAUUCUGCUAAUAUUAUGUAACUCAGCUUCAGUGCACUGAUUACCUUCCAACUAUUAUUGAUACCUUUUCCCUACAAA
Molecule: messenger RNA, 3429 nt
Organism: Panicum hallii
Lineage: Eukaryota; Viridiplantae; Streptophyta; Magnoliopsida; Poales; Poaceae
Product: calmodulin-binding transcription activator 3-like
Exons: 13
Coding region: 165-3233 (1022 amino acids)
Biological process (GO): regulation of transcription by RNA polymerase II
Cellular component (GO): nucleus
Molecular function (GO): double-stranded DNA binding; protein binding; transcription coregulator activity
Source: RefSeq, a predicted model, not a curated record